AUGAACGAAGCGCAUUCAGAUUAUCUUGAGGGUGAUCGUGUUGAUUUGCACUUCAUUUUUGCCAAAAAACCGGAUUCCUCAUCUUCUAACGUUAAAUGGUUUUUUCAACGUCGAGACAACUUAGAAAUCAUCCCAGUUUCUUCAAAUAUUUCCAUGCGGUAUAAAACUACCAUUCAAAACAUACUCUGCCCUGAAUACCUUGCUGCUCCAAUGAAUUUCUCUUGUCAGAUUGCAAGUCUCAGCUUGAUUGGAGCAUUUUUUGGAGAUAUUGGUGAUUAUACUGCUCAAGUAGAAGGAGAGGACUGUUCCCCUUGCUCCACCACUUUUUCAAUCAACGUGAUCCCAAAGCCAACGUAA
Rodentolepis nana is the source of this 357-nucleotide messenger RNA. The record is from the annotation of a GenBank genome assembly. Lineage: Eukaryota; Metazoa; Platyhelminthes; Cestoda; Cyclophyllidea; Hymenolepididae.